Cololabis saira (Pacific saury) is the source of this 1423-nucleotide messenger RNA. It is a transcript of the gene tslig2, whose product is annotated as chromosome 6 C2orf49 homolog. The coding region runs from base 21 to 599 and encodes 192 amino acids. The record is from RefSeq and is a predicted model, not a curated record. Gene Ontology annotation, cellular component: tRNA-splicing ligase complex. NCBI's taxonomy places the organism in Eukaryota, Metazoa, Chordata, Actinopteri, Beloniformes, Belonidae. Gene Ontology annotation, biological process: embryonic morphogenesis. The transcript is spliced from 4 exons.
AAGAGCAGCAGGGAGACGGCAUGGCGGCCGCGGGGCUGAAUGGAGACGCGGCACCCGCAGAUGUGGAGGUUCUACUGCACCCGGAGCUGCUCUCUCAGGGCUUCCUGGAGCUGCUGCUGAACCAGAGGAACGUCCCGACCGGCGGGUGUGGGAGCAGCAGGGACCGACUCACGCAGCUGUACCUGCGGACCGUCAUGCCGCUGCCGCAGCGGAGUCUACCCGAGAACCGCUGGGGCCGGAGGAUGGAGGGGAGCCGCGGCAGGCGCGCUCCCGCCGGCGGACACGCGCCUGGGAGCUCCAGCAACGACCACGGCAGGAAACGGCCCCUGAUCGUGUUCGACGGGAGCUCUUCUCUCUCCGCUCCGCUGAAAGUGAAGAAAGCGGAGGGAAGGAGCGCGCCGACGGAGAGGUUGAAACCUCCUCCGGCGGCAGAUCUGUCCAACCCCAUCCGCAAACUCUCCAGCAGCUCCUCGUCCUCCUCUUCCUCGUCCACGCAUCCCGGCGCCGAGAAGGGAAACCUCAAGAGGGAAGAAAGCGCUUCGGGUGCGCUCCAGUCUCCGGAGGUGAAGAAGAAGAUCCAGCACGUGACGUGGCCGUGACCCCGGACCCCCGACCUCCGACGGGAGCUCCGCCUCCGGCCGGCAGGUCCCGCUCCUCUCUCCGCGUCUCCUACGGAUCUCACCAGCCUCGUCACGGUUCCCAAACCUCAACGGUUCCCAGAAACGCGUCGACGUUCAUCGAGUUCCACCUGAGCGUUUUCUGAUCACGACCGACCGCCCGCCGCGGCUCAGGAGAUCGUCCCGCUCGCCGAAGACUCGGGGCUUCCUCGUCUCCACGACCGUCAAGUGCUCUUCCCAUCACCUUCAUCCUCCGUUUGGUUCUUCAUCCAGGAACUUGAUACCAACGACAGUUGUGUUAAAGUUCAACCCGUUCGGUCGAGUUUUAAAUAACCGGCCGGAUGUUAAACGGACGAGUCGAGACGAAUCCUGAAGACGGAGAUGCAUGAAGUGUCACGAGACGAUUCCUCACACCUUCGUAGAUGUUUGUUGUUUUUAAGAAGAAGAAAAAAACCACUAAACUGACUUAGUAAUCGUGGAUAGUCUUGGAUCUUUUUAGGAUCUGAAACCUGGGUUGUUGUGUUUGUUUUUUUAACCACAUCUCACCAGUUAUUCAGGGUUUUUGAUCAUUAGUUUGGUGCGUUAUCGUGAUUGUUUGCCGAUAACCUGGACAUGAAUGACGGUGAAGUUGGAAACUCGCAUUCAGAUAUUUGAAUGUCGCCCUUUAAUAAUUCAGACGGAUGAAAUGAAGUGGGUGGGUUAUUACUUCUGUUGAUGAAUCAUCUACGAGGACAAAGUUCACCACGAACACACAAUAACAAGUGUUUGGGUUGAUUGUGUUUGUACCAACAGCUUUUUUUAAGAAU